AUGUCAAGCGAUUCGGACAUUGAGAUAGAUGGUAACAUUUUUGAGGAACCAGAAGGAUACCUGCCUCCUCCUCCAGAACCAACAUUUGAAACUUACACAAGAGACUCUAAAUAUGUGAAGGAUGGCCAGCCUGCCAAUGUCCGUAUGAGAUUGGUUGGCAAAUCUCCGCUGUGGGGACAUUUAUUAUGGAACGCUGGUAAAGUAACAGCUGACUACAUGGACUUGAAACGAGAUGAAUGGAUCACUGGUAAAACUGUGCUCGAAUUAGGUGCCGCUGCUGCGCUGCCUUCUUUACUUGCGAGUUUGACAGCAGAUAACGUGGUCAUCACCGAUUAUCCAGAUCCAGAUUUAAUUGACAACAUCAAUGAAAACGUGAAAUUACUGAGAGAAUCUGUACCUAACGGAGCGAAAUUGCCUAUCACUGUUGAAGGAUAUAUCUGGGGAAAUCCAGUUGACGAUCUGUUAAAUGCCAAAAAUCAAAAUGGCCGUAAAUUCGACCUAAUCAUCUUAUCCGACCUUAUUUUUAACCAUUCAGAGCAUGAGAAACUAAUCCGCACCUGUGACAAAUGCUUGGCUCCAGAUGGAAAACUGUUUGUGGUGUUUACCCAUCACCGCCCUAAGUUGGCUGACAAGGAUCUGGCCUUCUUUCCCACAGCGAAGGAACAGGCUGGUUUCAAAUCAGAACGUAUUAUUGAGAAAAAAAUGACACCCAUGUUUGAAGAAGAAGAGGAGACGGCGCAUAUUAGAAGUAUGGUAUAUGGCUAUGUUGUAACGAGGUAG
Sugiyamaella lignohabitans is the source of this 780-nucleotide messenger RNA. RefSeq names its product Nnt1p (gene NNT1). The transcript has a single exon. Lineage: Eukaryota; Fungi; Ascomycota; Dipodascomycetes; Dipodascales; Trichomonascaceae. Bases 1 to 780 code for a protein of 259 amino acids. Gene Ontology annotation, molecular function: protein-lysine N-methyltransferase activity. The record is from RefSeq and is a predicted model, not a curated record. Gene Ontology annotation, biological process: peptidyl-lysine dimethylation.